AUGAACACAAAAAACUAUCAUGUGGAUCACGUUAGGGCUGAAAAGGAUAUCUUCAACGAGUGCGGUGCAGUUAAGUAUUUUGCAUUGGAGAUAGGAAGAGUUGAGAAAAUUAACAAACUUCGGCUUUACAGGAUUUCGAUAAUUUGCUUUGUUGGACGACAAAAAUUUGAUUCAGAAUCGAUUGCAAGCAAACAAUUUCAAAUACAAUUUUACAGAGUUUGUCUAAAAGAGUUUUACCGACAACGGCAUCUUAAGUUCCGCACCAUAGUUAAGCCUCAAACAGAUUGUGGUGUGAAACUAGGGCCUAAAAAUGUCAUUCCAUUCCUCUACGAGAAUUUGACCACUCUGAUCUCUAAAAAAUGUUUGAGAUGUUGUAUCAGUAAUUCGAAAACGGAAGCAUCAAAUAAAGCGAAAAUAACUAUUCAAUUUGGAUAUUGGCAGCAUCUCCAUAACAAAAUAUCAAAUUGUCAUGAAAACUCAAAAAAGGAGGCUUCGCAGUAUAAGAAAAAAAUGAAACCUAAAAUACGAGCCCAUUUACUUACUCAUGAAGAAGGUAAAUGUUGGUCAGUGGUUUGA
Molecule: messenger RNA, 576 nt
Organism: Echinococcus granulosus
Lineage: Eukaryota; Metazoa; Platyhelminthes; Cestoda; Cyclophyllidea; Taeniidae
Exons: 6
Coding region: 1-576 (191 amino acids)
Source: RefSeq, a predicted model, not a curated record